CAGAUAAUUGGUGGACCACCUUCUUGCAAGGCUUCCUAGCUUACAUUUCCUCUAUCUCUCUCCCCCCCUCUCUCUCUCUAUCCUUCUCUCCUGCGUCUUCCCGUUUGAUUAACCAGAAGCUAACUACUCCCACCCUUAUUCAAGGAACCUUCUAGGGCAGUCAGAUUGGCAGAACAAAAACACAAAACAUGGUACCCAUGUAUCUUUUCCUCUUUCUGUACUCUCAAUGUUUUGAUAGUGUUCAACCCAAUCUCUGAGCCUUCUCCUUCCUCCCCAGCCCCUUGAUCUAUCUCUCUUGGGACCCAGAGAUCUCCGGAGGAAAUUACAAAUAAAAAGAGACAGACACAAGCCACAUCAGGUUAAGAAGAGAAGUACCAGAAUAGUUGUUCCUAAAAGUCUCAUCUCUAAGAACUUAAACAGUUCUCGAGUGAAAUGGAGUUAGCCCAUGGAAGAGGAGACAGGUAUCACUACUGUAGGAGAGAAGACCAAGAGGGGGCAUCCAAGAACCCUUCCUUCACUCCCUCCUCCUCUUCCUCCUCCUCCUUCUCCCUUACUGGGCUCCCUCAUGCCGAGGCCGCUGCCCGUCCGAUCGAGACCGAGCACAUGUUCGACAAGGUGGUGACGCCGAGCGACGUCGGGAAGCUGAACCGUCUCGUGAUCCCAAAGCAGUACGCGGAGAAGUACUUCCCUCUAGACCCAUCCAUGGCCGACAAGGGCCUAUCACUGUGCUUUGAGGACCGCACCGGGAAGCCAUGGCCCUUCCGUUACUCCUACUGGAACAGCAGCCAGAGCUAUGUCAUGACCAAGGGAUGGAGCCGCUUCGUCAAGGACAAGCGGCUCGAUGCAGGCGACACCGUCUCCUUCAGCCGUGGUGUCGGUGAGGCCAGCCGUGGCCGCCUCUUCAUCGACUGGCGGCGCCGCCACAACUCCCCCCACCACCACCUCCUGCCGCUCCCCAACCCGGCGGCGAUGCAAUUACCCUUCACUACCACCAUCACUCCAUUCGCCGGGCUCUUCGCCCCUCCGGUACCUGCCAUGUGGAAUUCUCCAAGCCCCAGCAUUGGUGGUGAUGGCAGCUCGUACGUCUAUUUUCGAUCGGUUUGCCCACCGCCGCAUGUCCGGGUGCAAGUCGGGGAUGGUGGAGUGGUGGGGGUGCCGAUGGUUUUGGACUCAGUGCCGGUCAUCCAUGGCGCAGCCGAGACCAAGCGACUCCGGCUCUUUGGUGUCAACCUGGAGUGCUCCGAGCCGGAGGACCUCAGCGACAACCGAAGGCUGCCUCUGAUGCAGCCUAAGCCUCCUCCAUCUCCUCUCCAGUGGAGAAUUGGGACUGUUGGGGCUCUGGAGUCUACUGUAGUGUCCACAGGAAACAAGCUUCAGUGAUCCAUGGAUCUCCACUAAUAAUUCAGAGGCAAGGAAGAAAGGAGGAGAAGAAAGAAGUUUGAUAUUCUUACUCUUAUUAUUUACUCCACCUUGUGCUUACUGGAAUGAAAGGUUUCAGGAUUUUGUCAUUUCCCUUAUCUGUUUUCAUUAUCUUUUGGAGCAUAAAGAAUAAUAAUUUGAGCAUUGCGAAAGCGUUUGGGUGAGAUAGGGAGUGAAGAGGGAUGUAUGUGAACUAUAGUAUUUCUAUAUAUACUUCUGUUCCUUUCGUAUU
This is a messenger RNA of Elaeis guineensis (African oil palm), 1651 nucleotides long. Its product is annotated as B3 domain-containing protein Os03g0120900. The record is from RefSeq and is a predicted model, not a curated record. Gene Ontology annotation, molecular function: DNA binding; DNA-binding transcription factor activity. NCBI's taxonomy places the organism in Eukaryota, Viridiplantae, Streptophyta, Magnoliopsida, Arecales, Arecaceae.